UUUCCGUCCACCCCUCCCCAGGAAGUCAUUGGUACAGUCCGCCCCUCUACAGCCGUACUGUGCAGUGAAGGGAGCGCCGCUCGGACGGAACCAAUAAUGCCGAUGUGCGGGGGUCUCGGGGGGGUGAAAUCUGCCACCUCGGAGGUGCAGGAGAUCUGUGAUCAGUUCAAAGCGGAGGUGGAGCAGAGAUCCGGGAUGAAUUUCAGCACUUUUGAGGCCGUGGAAUACAAGACUCAGCUUGUUGCCGGAACAAAUUACUUCAUCAAGACUCACGUCGGAGACGAUCAAUAUAUACAUCUGCGGGUCUAUAAGAAGCUCCCGUGUUACCAGGAGGAGAUGAGCCUCACCGCCUUCCAGCUGGGCAAGACCAGACAAGACCACAUUGUCCACUUUGAACCCACCAACUGA
Staurois parvus is the source of this 408-nucleotide messenger RNA. The record is from the annotation of a GenBank genome assembly. NCBI's taxonomy places the organism in Eukaryota, Metazoa, Chordata, Amphibia, Anura, Ranidae.